UGUAGCCAUCUGAACUGAUAAAGUACAGGUACAUUGGUGUAGAACCUGGUCGGGAAAAAAAUCAUACAGCAUAUACGGAAUGGAGCAAAUGAAAUGCCACACGCCUCAGAACAGGUAUUACCAAUGACGUCGGCAAGGUAUACACACAGAUUCUUUCGAUCCAGUGUACUGCAGCGCACUCGAGUUCCUGGUUGGCAUUAAUUUUGAAGACCAUUCAGUGGACAUAAGAAGGGACUUUUCUAGCCCUACGUUCCACCAUGUCCUCCAGAGGCAAAUCGGAGGCCUGUCUGGUGUGUGGGGGUGACCUGCAUGGUAACCAACGGCGAUGGCUCUUUGGGGGUCAGAACAAGAAAGCUGGUCCGGCUCAGACCUCAGACUCACUGGGCAGAGGAAGUCUCUCCACCUCUUCUGAAAGCAGCCCCUGGGGUAGCACUAUGUCCCUGGGCUCUACAGCAUCUCUGCCGUCUCUGUCCUCCCCCUCCAAAGCAAUGGACCUCCUCUCAGUACUCACCCACAUACUAGGGCAGUCUGUACCGCGGGGUGGCAGGCGGGGGGAGUUCCUGUGUGGCAAAUGCGUGUCAGUUCUAGAGCGGGUUUUCAAGUUCGACACGGUCAUUUCCAGAAUGAGGGUGUUAUCCUCUGAGAGACUUAAGAAGUUGACCGGCGAGAGGGACAAGGUCAGGCAGUGGGUGCGCAGCGCUUAUUACCAGCAACACCCUCAGGAUUUGCGGUUGGGAAGCGGCACCAGCGAGGAGGACACAGAGGGUCUGGGCGACAGGGAGGGUUACAUGGAAAUGCUGAAGGAGAACAUGGCCCUGUCAGAGUACGAGUGCUGGUCGGAGAAAUCUGCCAAAUGUCCGUACUUCAGUAGAACGGGGAAAAGGUGCAGGAAGGGGAAGGAAUGCGAGGGGUGUGACUCUCUGAGGGUGUCAGACUCCGCCUUUGAGUCAGUUUGUGGGGUUCCCCGCCAUCUGCCCUUCCAGUCCUUUUCCCCCUUGGCCCUAUCGCGAAACAAGUCCCAGAGCAUGCCCCUCCACUGGUCGAAAGUGCCGUCGCUCAGCUCUAGCGCAGAGUCAUUGGCCGCAUCCGCUCUCUCCUUACGAGCGCCUUCUUGCACCGGGUCCGUCCAAUGCCUGGACGUGCAGGGUUGCCAUGAUUCAUUUGAUUGGCCAGACGAUCCGUCAGUCAACCUGGUUCUCAGAGAGCUCAAAGGUAUCGAAGGAAGGCCAGUCGUUUCUCCUUCAGGGAGUAAGAUUCCUGUUUUGGGAAAGAGGGAUGGGCGAUGUUUAGGAGAGAUGGGUGUGUCGUCAUCAUCUGAGGUGUCAAGGGUGCUGGAUUUUGGAGACCGGGAUAGUGUGGAGAACGGAGAAGAAGAAAUGGAUGAAGAGAGCGAUGAUGUUUUGACUGAGUUGAAGGAUGAGUUUAUUCCACUACAUAGAGAGAGUGCUACAGGUCGAGUACAUAUGGCAGUAAGGCAGUUGAGAUGGCAGCUUGAUAGAGCUCUGACACGCAUCAAGGUCCUAGAAGCUGAGCUUAAAAAAGGGACCAAAACCAAACCAGACACUACUGAUCCCAGUGGACCAGAGGAGUGGGCUAUGUGGCAGCAGAAGGACAGUGGGACCUUGCUACUGCAGAGUCUGGGGCGUUCACUGCACAGCCGAGACCGCGUUAUCCUGGACUGCAUGGACCUGAUCAAGAGGAUGUGUGAGGAGGUGGGAACUGGGACAGAAAUGGCAGAUAAACUAACACAGGCCCUUGCUGACCAUUUAAAAGAAACCCUCUUCGAUGAUAAGCAGGGCCUGGAAGACCUGUGCCGUGAGAUGAGUGAUAGGGAGAAGAGAAUGGAGAGCGAGAUGGAGGCAGUCAGGAGGGCCAGCAGAGACCGGGAGAGGGACCUCAACACUCUCAAUACUGUACUUCAAAGUAACCAGCACAUCAUUAAUGAAAUGAGAGUAGAGCUGGUUGAGAAGGAGCGAGUGCAGAAGGAGGUGCAGGCAGAGAGGGAUGUGUGGAGGCAGAGAGACAAGGCCCUCACAGCGGUGCUCCAGGAGAAAGAAGCUCUUCUCCUCUGCCUCAAUGAGGCAUUAGAGAGCUGUCAAAAAGAUAUGCAGGCGCUUUGGGACUCUGUGAUUAGCCAAGGUGUUUCAGGAGGUGGAGCUGAGGGGGCUCUGGCCACUCAGCUGAAGGAGAAGGAGAAUCUGCUGACAGUAUUGCUGAAAGACAGAGAGAAAAACAGCAACGCCAUGUGCCAAGAGGUCUUCAAACUCAACUCUGCCCUGCAAGACUAUCAGGUCCUGAUGCAGGAGCAGCGGCAGAAACACGGUCAGACUGUGUCUUCACUGUCUCAGCAACUCAAAGACACUCAGAACCAGCUGAGGGAGAGAGGCAAGGAGAGCAGGGAGGCAGAGUGGGCCUGGCUCUGUGAAAAACAGGACCGAGAGAGGGAGGAGAGGAAACUGAGAGAGAGUCUGGAGAAGAGGGACAAACUUAUACAGCAAGUUCUCCUGCAGUCUGAGGAACGGGAUAAUCUAAUGAAAGAACUCCAACAGAACCUGCUGAAUAAAUGUGAGCCCCUGACUGCCGUCAAACACACGUUAUGAAAGGAGGGAGGUGGGU
Messenger RNA from Esox lucius (northern pike), 2616 nucleotides. RefSeq lists its product as uncharacterized. The transcript has 11 exons. The record is from RefSeq and is a predicted model, not a curated record. Bases 258 to 2600 code for a protein of 780 amino acids. Lineage: Eukaryota; Metazoa; Chordata; Actinopteri; Esociformes; Esocidae.